AUGUCCUCAAUUUCUGAGUGCUUAUCUUAUGAACUGAUUUCAAGUAAUGAUGAAUUAAUUAAGUUAUAUACUGGGUUACCCAAUUCUAAAAUCUUUGAUUUACUGAUGGUAAUAUGUGAAAAUAUUGAGAUAAAUUAUUAUUUAAAAUGGAAAGUUGAAAAUAUUUCUAUGCAUGAUCAAUUGUUGAUUACCUUAAUGAAACUAAGACUUAAUUUGCCACAUGUAGAUCUUGGCCAACGAUUUAAAUGUAGUCAGGCAACCAUAACAAACAUUUUUAUGACUUGGAUCCAUAUUCUGUAUGAAAACAUUUUCUUAGUAUUUAUGUCUAAAAUUCCAUCAAAAAAUAAAAAUAAGCUAUGUCUACCAAAUUCCUUCAGCACAUUUACUAACUGUAGAAUUAUUCUUGAUUGUACAGAAAUUAAAACUGAUACUACUAGAGUGUCUAUGGUUACACAAAAAGCCACUUUUAGUAGCUAUAAACACUAUCAUACAUUGAAAACCUUAAUUGGUGUGGCACCAAAUGGUGUUGUUACAUUUGUAAGCGAUUUUUUUCCAGGUUCCACUUCAGAUAAAACAAUAACACUGAAAAGUGGUGUUUUAUCUCAAUUGGAACCAGGUGAUUUAAUACUCGCAGACAAGGGAUUUUUAAUUCGUGAUAUUUUACCUCCAAAUGUAUACUUGAAUAUACCUCCAUUUCUGGACACUCCACAGUUCACACCAGAACAAGUUUUACUUACCGAAACUAUUGCUAAAGCUAGAAUCCAUGUAGAGAGAGCUAUUCAAAGAAUAAAAUGUUACAGAAUUUUAGAUCAUAUACCUACAUCUCUGUUAUCCCAAGCUGACUAUGUUUUUAAAGUUGUAGCAUCGCUCACUAAUUUUCAGUAUCCACUAAUUAAAGAAAUACAAAAUAAAAUGUAA
Molecule: messenger RNA, 918 nt
Organism: Macrosiphum euphorbiae (potato aphid)
Lineage: Eukaryota; Metazoa; Arthropoda; Insecta; Hemiptera; Aphididae
Source: the annotation of a GenBank genome assembly